Spodoptera exigua (beet armyworm) is the source of this 3054-nucleotide messenger RNA. The record is from the annotation of a GenBank genome assembly. Lineage: Eukaryota; Metazoa; Arthropoda; Insecta; Lepidoptera; Noctuidae.
AUGGAUAGUUUGAACGAAAACUACCAUUUAAGAAAAUGGUACCUUCAGCGAGAUGAAGUACCGACUCAAAGGAUGAUGAAGAAAAAGAUGUCGCCUGCUCUCGCGGGAAUAUAUUUUCAGUCGAUGAACCAGAAACUGAAGCAAAUUGCAGUUAUUGUCAAUAAGCAUUGUCUCUACGCGGCCUGUGACAACUUUGACCAGUUCAAAUAUGGAUUAAACGAAUAUCUCCACGGUAAUAGAGAAGACGACAGUGCUGUUCAAGAUGAUCACGUCUAUGAAAAUAUUGAACCUUUGAGAAAGAAAUCGCCGCAUAAGUUAUUUGAGAACGCUGAUGUGAAUGAUGAUAUUGAUUACGGACAUGUUGAGCCAGUAAAAUACAGUGAGACGCAGCAGCUAUUUGAACUAAAACUACAAAGCUCGUUAAUGAACAUGUUACAACACGAACUGUCAGGAAUAAACAACGUGCCUUCAAGAACAGAUGACAUAUCGAAUUAUUACAAUACAUUUUUUGAAGACUCAGAUAUAUUGUCAGGUGAAAAUGAGGAUGACAUAAAUGAGGCUUCAGUUCCAUCUACAUCAGAGAAAAGAGAGAUUCCAUUUUCGGAAAUAAGACAUGAUACAGAAUACGGAAGAGAAUCUAAAUUGAAAAGUUACUUCGAAUAUGGGUCGGCCCAAACUCGCGACUGCAUCAAAAAACCCGUUGUUCGAAUACCACCGUAUAUGAUGGACAUGUCUAAGUAUGGAACAUUAGAGGUGCCUAACUAUGAGAGAUGUUCCGAAGCAACUUUGAAAAAGAUGGUAAAAAAAGCAAGAAAGGUAGAAAAAUUACCUCAAGGCACACCUAAAGCAAUAUCCAAAGUGAAAGACGCGGCAACUCAGUAUUUUGACGAAGAAUUCAAUUAUAUUUGCCAGUGUUUGGGUCAGAGUCAGGCUCCCACUCAGAGUGUUAUGAAGGAGAAAAUGCAAGCACCUCUUGCAGCAAUAUAUUUCAAGAUGAUGAAUCCGAAGCUGAAGGUAUUAGCAGGACUCGAACCUCCAAUGAAAGGCGCUGGCGGCGACUGGUACGUGCCUCCCAAAGAUAUUUUAGAAGGAAGAGCAGUCCUAAAACCUUUGAAAAAAGAAUACCUGUCCAAACUAAACUACCUUGGGAUCGACAAUAUUUGUAUGAAGAUUGUCGAACAGCGACAACAAUGCAUGAAAGAAGAGCAAAAGAAGAUGAUUGCUGAUAACGAUGAGAAGUGGAUAGCUUUCGUUAAAGCUGAAAGUGCUCAGUGCUUCGAAACACUCUCCAAUGAAGCGGCGACGAAAAAUACGCAAAUAUUGCAGAGAGCAAACAAAGAAUUUUCUAUUUUAUAUGAAAGAUCCAUAAAUAAAUUGGAAUCAUUGAUGUAUGAAGCUGCUUGCAGUGAGAUUAAAAGAAUACAGAAUGAUGCCCGUAAAGCUAUGUCAGAAAAAUGUGAUAUGGUAGUUUCACUUCAAGCAAGACGUACAUACGACAACUUUAAGGAUAAACUGGAAACAGAGAAGACAAAACUGAAAAUGGAAUUUAUUGAAAAACUAGAAAAGCAGCGCACGGAUGUCGGUACACAAAUACACGAUGUCAUAUUAGAAAAGCAUGUUGCUAUUGAGAAGUCAAGACAAUAUAUGCAAUGCCUAAGCCUAGCUUGCCAGGUCUAUGUAGCUUUGAAAGAGAGGGAAGAAUGCGAAAAAGAAAUUAAAUAUCCUGAACGCUUGCACAAGAAAAAAGUAAAGGCUUUAAAAGAUGAAAUAGCAUAUAAAGACUACGAAAUUUUUAUGAAAAUAAAAAAAGAACAAGCACAGCGAGAGCUGAACGAAUCGUGGAAGAAGAAAGUUGUACGCAUCGUAAAAACCUUCCAAAUGUUUGUGUCAUAUUGUUUGAGUUUAUUACCAAAUCAUGCAGACUUUUUUAUUGAUUUGGAAAAGAUACUGUUGCUACACUUGGAUGAAGUUUUGGAAAAUCCAAAAGCUGAGAGCAUCUUUGAAGGUGAAGUGGAACAUCAUGAGUUCCCUGCACCCAAUCCGCAUCCUUACUACCUCUGUUGUGAUAAAAGGUUCACUACAAAAGAACUUCCGAUUCGUAAAGAACUUUGCCCAAAGCAUUGCACAUCUAGUGCUUCUAAUAUACCAGUCGUGGUUAUAAACAAGCGCCUCAUUUAUGCGGCUUGUGACAACUUCCAACAGUUCACGAACAAAGUAAAGGAUUAUUUACAUGGUCACAGAGGGGAUGAUAUCGAUUUCGAAGAUCGACAUGAUUAUACACAGGAUGUGCCAGUAACAUAUACAAAGUCGCAGCAAUUAUUGGAACUCAAGUUAGAAAGUUCUUUCUUACAAAUACUUCAGCAAGAAUACGAGAACGUAAGGGAGGUUCCUGUCGUAUGUGAAUAUUGCAAAUCACCUUACUGUUUCUGCACGCAGAAUUACGGCGAAAAAAUAAAAUUAACCCAAAUAACAGUUAAACCUAAACCACCUGCUCGUAUUUCUCAAGCUAAACCGAAUACUUAUAUCGAUGUAAAAACUAAUUUCCCAGCAGAUAAAUAUUAUGAGCCUUAUGUUAAGCCCAAAAGGUGCCAAUGUGGUAAGAUGGCUAAAAAACACCUCCAGCAGUUGUUGCCUGCGUACAUGAGAAGUAAAUCAAUCGAUGAAGCUUCUUUGCCAGAUUAUGAGCCAUGCCCGCUUCAUAUGAUCAAGAAAAUGGCUCGAGAUGCAAGGGGGCGCAAAUCUGGUUUGCCUGUUGAACGAAAGCAUUCAAAAAGCAGAGACAUAGCUACUCAGUAUGAAGAUGAGGAAUUUAAAUUACUGUGCGAAUGUUUGUCUGCUGAAGCCUUCCGAAGUUUGUGGGAUGACCGAACGGUUACCGGCUCCAAACUGUACUAUACUUCAAUAACGGCCAGUCAGUUUCAAUUUAUCAAUCCCUUUUCAUCAUCCACGGAGUCUAAUCGGGACGGUUCCUGUACUGAAGAUGAGGCACAUGCAUCAAAGGAUUGGCCUGAUUCGCCUGAUAUUGAAGAAUUAUUCAAGGCUGUUCGUAAAUAA